AUGGCUCUCACGAGGAACACUGCAUCCAAGAAGACCGCCUCGAGGCGCCGGGGACCCCCGGGCAUCAGGGACCCUGCAAAGCACGCCGCUGCUGCGACAAAGGCUGCAGUGACGGCCCUCCGCCGGAAGGACGUUCCGACGACCCGCCAGUCUGCUGCGCCUGGCGCAGCGACUCCUUGGGAGAAAAAUGCGAUUGCUCAAGCCCUGCGGAAACCACAGCGGAUUGACCAGGUACGACGCCCGAACCGUACCGAGUUUGUUCGCGAGAGGGCUAUGGCCCACCUUGAGCGCAUUCAUCGCCGCGCUGAGGAGCUCGACAAGGUUCCGAAAACUUCAAAGCUUCCGCCGUGCAAGUACCAGGGGAAUGAGCGGAAGGAAGAGGCAGCCAAGAAUUUACGUGCAUCAGCUCCGACAUUCUUGGUCUAUGCAAAUGACCGUCGUGAUGGGAUUUGUGAUUUUUGCAAGAGGUCUGUAAAAUUGACUGCAGCGCAGAUGGAACAUGCAGAGUUCCUGAAGCGGCGCAAGCGUGUCGGGCGAGUCAUCCUCCUUCUGAGGCCCCAGGUUAGCUCUCAAGUCAGGAAAUCUGGGCCUCAUCUCAAGUACAGCACCGUCCACUGGCACCAUGUCAGUGUGGCAGGCUGCAAACGAUUUGUGGCCAAGGAGGAUGUCCCGAAGAGCCCUGGCUCAAUUCCACUCUCCAAGUUGAAAGGCUUGGAUGUCUCUGGUCUUGACCGGCAGGACAUUGACUCUGUCAUGGCAAGGAUCAAGCGUUGCCACCUCAACCUUGAGCCUGAGCCUGUUCGGGAGGAAGAGGAUCCAGAGCGUGAUAUUGCCUUCCGCGAGAAGAGGGCUAGCCGUGAUGCAUACUUGAGGAAUCGGCGGGAGCUGAUGGAGGUGAAGAAGGCUGAGUCGGAACAGUUGCGGAAAGCGCAGCGGAGGCAAGAGUACGAGGUGAGGAAGGCAAAGCGGAUUGCAGAGGUGGCAGCUGCUGGUGCUACAGCCUCAGUUGAAGGAGGUGAUUUGGUACCAACUCAAAGGGCUUAG
Molecule: messenger RNA, 1044 nt
Organism: Gloeophyllum trabeum ATCC 11539
Lineage: Eukaryota; Fungi; Basidiomycota; Agaricomycetes; Gloeophyllales; Gloeophyllaceae
Exons: 3
Coding region: 1-1044 (347 amino acids)
Source: RefSeq, a predicted model, not a curated record